Molecule: messenger RNA, 792 nt
Organism: Aspergillus chevalieri
Lineage: Eukaryota; Fungi; Ascomycota; Eurotiomycetes; Eurotiales; Aspergillaceae
Product: SDR family NAD(P)-dependent oxidoreductase
Exons: 3
Coding region: 1-792 (263 amino acids)
Molecular function (GO): oxidoreductase activity, acting on the CH-OH group of donors, NAD or NADP as acceptor
Source: RefSeq, a predicted model, not a curated record
AUGACCCGUCUCGAAAACAAAGUCGCCAUCGUCACCGGCUCCUCUUCAGGCAUCGGCCGCGCUAUUGCCCUGCGAUAUGCUCGUGAAGGUGCCAAAGUCGUCUGCGCCGAUCUGACGCUCCAUCCGUAUUCAGAUGCCACCCCGACUCAUGAAGCCAUCCGGCAGAUUGGCGGACAGGCCAUCUUCCAACAGACAGACGUCAGCAACACGGCUCAGAUGCAGAGUCUGGUGCAGACUGCUGUCAGCGCCUAUGGCCGUCUGGACAUUCUGGUCAACAAUGCUGCCAUGUUCAUGGGUGGCCACGAGCCAUCUGCCCUUCACGAAGCGGACGAAGAACUCUGGGAUGCCACGAUGCGCAUCAACUCCAAGUCCGUGUUCCUAGGCUGCAAAUACGCCCUGGCCCAGAUGCUGCAGCAAGACCCGCAUCCGUCAGGCGAUCGAGGAUGGAUCGUGAACAUCUCGUCUAUCGCGAGCUUGGUCGCCAUCGAGAACAUCGGGCCAUACUCCGCCUCCAAAGGAGCGGUGAGCAGUCUGACUAGACAAGCUGCGCUGGACUACGGGCCGCAUAGGAUCCAUAUCAACGCCAUUUGUCCCGGCUUUGUCCGAACUCCCCUCAUGCUCACGGCAGCUACGGACCCGGCCUCGGCGGAGGAAUACAAUCGACGGCACCCGUUUGGCGGUCUUGGAGAGGCUGAGUAUAUUGCUUCGAUGGCUGUUGUGCUGGCGAGCGAUGAUGCGCGCUGGACGACUGGUGUUGUCCUGCCGGUGGACGGAGGAUAUACUGUGCGGUAG